Malaya genurostris is the source of this 2418-nucleotide messenger RNA. RefSeq names its product beta-galactosidase-like. The record is from RefSeq and is a predicted model, not a curated record. NCBI's taxonomy places the organism in Eukaryota, Metazoa, Arthropoda, Insecta, Diptera, Culicidae. Gene Ontology annotation, molecular function: beta-galactosidase activity. Gene Ontology annotation, biological process: carbohydrate metabolic process. The transcript is spliced from 9 exons. Gene Ontology annotation, cellular component: vacuole. The coding region runs from base 183 to 2084 and encodes 633 amino acids.
AGCAUGAUAAUACACCGAAAAUACACUGUCAAAAUAAUAUAAACAUUAACGCCGAAAGUAAUAGUGCAUAAAGUUCUAUCCAUGUAGAUCUACUUUAUUGUUUUUUAAAUGUUCUUGCUAUAUAGAAAGGCUGAAGAUUCACACCUUAAAUGACAUAAAACAGAGCUCCGUGCGCAUUUAAGAUGGUUCAAUUACGUUACAUCUUAUUGUCAAUCGCUGUUUAUAUGUUGAAAGAAAUGCAUGCAAACAACGGAGAAACAGUGAGUAGAACUUUCCGAAUUGAUUUUGAACGUGAUACGUUUCUGAUGGAUGGCAAACCGUUCCGAUUCAUCUCGGGAUCAUUUCAUUACUUUCGUGCGCUACCUGGCUCCUGGCGGCAAAUAUUAAGAUCAAUGCGUGCAGCUGGAUUGAACACUGUAAUGACGUACAUAGAAUGGUCUACCCACGAACCAAAAAAAGGUCAAUACAAUUGGAACGGUAUCGCUAAUAUCGAACAGUUUAUUCGAAUAGCAGAAGAAGAAGACUUAUUCGUGAUACUACGGCCUGGACCAUACAUUUGCGCUGAACGAGACAUGGGAGGAUUUCCGUACUGGCUGCUGACCGAACAUCCUAGAAUAAAACUUCGAACAUAUGAUCACGAGUACUUACAAGAAGUGGAAAAAUGGUAUAGUGUGUUGAUGCCUCGUAUUCAAACACACUUUUAUGGAAAUGGAGGUCCUGUAAUAAUGGUGUCAAUUGAAAAUGAAUAUGGGUCUUUUUCUGCAUGUGAUGGCAAAUAUUUAACAUUCCUGAAAAAUUUAACAGAGAGAUAUGUACAGGACAAUGCUGUUCUUUUUACAAAUGACGGACCCGCUCAACUGCAUUGUGGAAAAAUUCCAGGAGUUCUUGCCACUUUGGACUUUGGAUCAACGAACAACUCGGACAGAUACUGGCAAACACUUCGAAGAUUACAGCCUCAAGGACCACUUGUCAACGCAGAGUUCUACCCCGGUUGGCUGACCCACUGGAUGGAACCAACAGCACGUGUUGCAAUCGAUCCUGUAGUGGAGACCCUCCGUGUUAUGUUGGCAAAGGGGGCCAGCGUAAACUUUUAUAUGUUUUUUGGUGGAACCAAUUUUGGUUUCACUGCAGGAGCAAACGAUGGAGGACCGGGUAAAUUUAAUACCGAUAUCACAUCCUAUGACUAUGAUGCUCCUCUCGAUGAAUCUGGUGACCCGACGCCCAAAUAUAACGCUAUUAGAAAUGUGUUGCUAGAGUUUACAGAGAAUCCGCAACUUCCUAUACCUGAAAAACUACCCAAAAUGACAAUACCACCUGUCCAAAUGAAAUAUCAUGGUUCUUUACUAUCACGCUUAGCCCGGAAAUCAUUAGGACAAUAUAUUCAGUACAGUGAACGCACGUUAGGAUUUGAAGCUUUGAACCAAAACUCUGGUCUGAUACUUUACGAAUCAAAUAUUCAUAACGGAAUCCAUCGCGAUCCUUUAACUUUAACAGUUAAUAAUCUUCGAGAUCGUGCAUACGUGCACGUUGAUAAUAAAUUCUUAGGAGUGCUAUCUAGAGAAAACGGAAUUUACUCAUUGCCUAUCAGCCUUGGAAUAGGAAAACGUCUACAAUUACUAGUGGAGAAUCAAGGACGCAUUAAUUACAAUAUCGCAAAUGAUUUCAAAGGAAUACUUGGAGCAGUUACUAUAGAUGGAAAUGAAGUGCUGAAUUGGACAAUUACUGGCUUUCCGUUGGAGGAUUACUCGUUAUUGCGAAACUAUCUCGAUCGGUAUAGUGAGCAUGAUGCAGAUUCAAGCAGACAUGCAUCUGCGAAAAUCUUCUAUGGAACGUUCUUCUUGAAAACAAACAAAAUUUAUGAUACUUACAUCGACCCCACUGGAUGGGGUAAAGGGUUGAUAUUCAUAAAUGGUUUUAAUUUGGGUAGAUAUUGGCCUCUAGUAGGACCUCAAGUAACGUUAUACCUUCCAAGACACAUACUAAUUCAAGGAAAUAACACAAUAGUUAUCAUUGAAUAUCAAAAGGAUAUACAGAAUGAUUCCGUCAUCAAAUUUUCGAACAAGCCCAAAUUGGAUGGACCAUGAUACAGAAUUUAUGUGCUAGGGUUAGAAUACAGCCCAUUUGGCAUUAGGUCGGUUGAGAUAAUGUAGUUUGGCUUGACUAAGUGGUAUAACAUAACUAAGAGAUAGCCGCUAGCUUUGAGUAGACCUGACAAACGGGUGGAUUACAUGUGUAUUAAUAUGUUGUUUAAUAGUACAUAAACUUUUGCUUACGUGAAUUAAAAUAGAAAAUCGAACAAUUUUUGUUUAAUCAAUAAGUUAGUUUAUUUUGUGAAUUACCUUUAUAUAUUAAGACUGUGGGAAAGUUCCGCGAGACGAGAAAUAAAAGACGAGCGCGACGUACUGUCUAACUUGUUUA